Messenger RNA from Silurus meridionalis, 4126 nucleotides. Its product is annotated as A disintegrin and metalloproteinase with thrombospondin motifs 8. Gene Ontology annotation, molecular function: metalloendopeptidase activity; zinc ion binding. The transcript is spliced from 9 exons. Bases 289 to 3081 code for a protein of 930 amino acids. NCBI's taxonomy places the organism in Eukaryota, Metazoa, Chordata, Actinopteri, Siluriformes, Siluridae. The record is from RefSeq and is a predicted model, not a curated record. Gene Ontology annotation, biological process: proteolysis; extracellular matrix organization.
ACAUCCACUGCACUAAAGCGCAAGAGAGAACAUCUGGCACACAGCAUCUAUAGCGUCCUCUGUCUCAAUCAGUGUAUGUGGACCAAAUAGGAAUAUGCAUUAGGUCUUCGAUGAAAGCAUAAGCUGGAUAAUUAGUUGGUUUUCUUUCUUUCUUUCUUUCUUUUUUUUUUUAACACCAAGGUGCCCGAACCUGGUCAUUUUGAACGCGCAGCUGGUUCACAUAAAAGCGCAGGAGAAAACGCUGAGCAUCAAUUGCGCCUAAAACUAUUGAUCUGACUGUCGGAUAAAAUGUGCCCCUGGUAUUCUCUUGUCCUUUUAGCCGCUUGUAUAUACAGUGAAAGAGUUUCUGAGGAUUUGGGACCAGAGGAGUUCGUCCCUGUCCGCGUACCAGGACGCACCGGGAGACGCGUUGGGAAGAGAAGCGAAGAUCAUCCGAAUUUUUUCCUCUCGGCUUUCGGGCGCAAUUUCACACUGAAUCUACAACCGGACACGAGCUUUAUAUCCCCCUCACUGCAAGUGUAUCAUAUCAGAGAGAAGGAUUUAUCCACAGCUGAGAGACAGGUGUCGGUUUCCGACCUAACAGAUGUGCGCAUGGGGAAAACAGCUGGUUCCGAACUGCAAGGUUGCUUCUUUACAGGAACCGUGGACCAGAAUGAUGAUUCAGUGGUGUCGGUUAGUCUCUGUCACGGCAUUGUAGGAUCGUUCAUUUUGGAUGGAGAUGAGUAUCAGAUCAAGCCCAAGCGCUUUGGCACGGGGACGACGCACAGCUCGACUGAGCAGCCGCAUGUAAUCACAAGACAACAUCUGCAUGAAACACUUCGAGACGCAUUAAAAAGAGAUGAGGAAAGUUCCCAGAUGUCAGGAAAACCACGGAGGGUCAGCUCAGGCUCUUCAAGACGCAGGCGCUUUGUGUCCGUGCCGAGGUUUAUCGAGACCCUGGUGGUGGCGGACGCGUCAGUGUCGAGCUUCUACGGAGAAAACACAAAGCACUAUGUCUUGAUGUUGAUGUCCGUGGCUGCGCAGAUUUACAAGCAUCCCAGCAUUAAAAACUCGCUGAACAUGGUGGUAGUGAAGUUGCUGAUAGUGGAAGACGAGAAGGCUGGACCAUCUGUCUCCAGUAAUGGAGGCUUGGCACUGCGUAAUUUCUGUUCUUGGCAGCAGCAGUUCAAUCCAUCAAGCCAGAGGCAUCCUGAGCAUUACGACACUGCUCUGCUAUUCACUAGAGAGGAUAUUUGUGGCCAUCAGAGCUGCGACACCCUUGGCAUUGCUGAUGUAGGCACCAUGUGUGACCCUAAAAGGAGUUGUUCUGUUAUUGAAGACAAUGGAAUACAAGCGGCCUUUACAAUAGCACAUGAAUUAGGCCACGUGAUGAGCAUGCCUCAUGACGAUUCCAAAAACUGUGAGAGGUAUUUUGGAACUCAGCCCAAGCACCAUGUUAUGGCUCCUGUAUAUUCUAGCUUCAAAAAGAAGUCCCCCUGGUCCCCCUGCAGUGCAUUCUACAUUACAGAGUUCUUCGACAAUGGCCACGGAGACUGCCUACUAGAUGCCCCUGAAAAGACGUUGACCUUGCCCACUGAGUUGCCUGGUGUGAUUUAUAGCCUGGACAACCAAUGCCAGCAGAUCUAUGGAGAGAAUUUCUUACACUGUCAAAAUGCCUCUGCUGGUGAGGUGUGCAGCCAGCUGUGGUGCCAGGAGGAAGGAGCGUCUCUGUGUACCACCAGAAAUGGGAGUUUACCCUGGGCAGAUGGCACAGAUUGUGGCCCUAACAGGAAGUGCCUACAUGGUGUUUGUACUGCAUCUGAGGAGGUAAUGGUAGCAAAGGAGGUGGUGAACGGAGGCUGGGGAGAGUGGGGAGUGUGGAAGCCUUGCUCUCGCAUGUGUGGUGGAGGAGUUAUGUUCUCAUACCGAGAGUGUAAUCAGCCAACUCCUCAGAACCAAGGAAAAUACUGCGAGGGACAAAGAGUUCGGUAUCACUCCUGUAAUACACAGGCCUGUGAAACCAGCCAUGGAAAGAGCUUCCGUGAAGAACAGUGUGAGAAGUAUAACAAUCCCAAUCACUUUGAUAUUCACGGAAAUGUCAAGCAGUGGACACCGAAAUAUACUGGUGUAUCACCACGGGACAGAUGCAAACUCAUUUGUAGAGCAAGAGGUAGCAGUGAAUUCAGAGUCUUUGAACCCAAGGUCAUUGAUGGAACAGCGUGCAGCCCAGAUUCCACAUCAAUCUGUGUUAAAGGCCAGUGCAUUAAAGCUGGCUGUGACCUCCAGAUUGGCUCCAAUAAGAAGCUUGACAAGUGUGGUGUAUGUGGUGGGAAUGGCCUUAGCUGCAGGAAGAUAUCAGGCUCAUAUAAUAACAUCCUACAGGGGUACAACGAUAUUGUCACAAUUCCAGUAGGCGCCACCAAUAUUGAUAUUAAGCAGCGGAGCCACAACGCCAAAAAACAUGAUGGGAACUACCUAGCUAUCAAAAAAGAAAAUGGUGAGUACAUCCUGAACGGCAACUUCUCUGUGUCAACUAUCGAACAGGACAUUCCGGCUAACGGUGCUGUGCUUAAGUAUAGUGGCUCAGCGACCAUCUUAGAACGGAUCCAGAGCUUUCGCCAACUCAAGGAAGCCAUUACCAUCCAACUCCUGUCCACCACUGGAGAGACAACCCCAGCAAAGAUUAAAUAUACAUUCUUUAUCCCUAAAGGCAUCUUUUUUAGUAAACCAAAAGAAGGAAAGCCAUCUAUGCAUCCUUUUGGUGUUCCACGUUGGGUAGUGGGAGAGUGGUCAGAGUGUUCCAAAACCUGUGGUUCAGGAUGGUCUCGGAGAACAGUGGAGUGCAAGGACAAUGCUGGCUUUUAUUCUAAACACUGUGACAAAGACCUCCGACCUGCAGACAUCAGGCCUUGUGCAGAUCUUCCAUGUCCCAUGUGGCAAAUAGGCCCAUGGUCUGUGUGUUCCCGAACAUGUGGUCGUGGGAAUCGGAAUCGCAGUGUGGACUGCACUGAUUUCACUGGGAAGGUUGUUGACGAUGAAAAGUGUGAUUUUUCCAAGCGACCCAAGAGAGUAUUCGUAGAAUGUAUGUACCAGGAGUGCUAAACUCACCUAAGAACAGUUUAACUUGAAACCUGUCUUGAAGGGCACACGUCUAGCAUGGUUUGGUGAUUCCUUUCAUCAUUAAGUCAUUAAGUAGCCCAUUAGUUGAAUGCCAUUAGUUUAGUAAGUUUUGAAAAAUCUCUUAAAAACCAAACUGUGUUGGAACUUCAGCCAUUUGGGAUCUAAUAUAAUGACAUAAAAAUGACAAACACUAUUAACCUUCUUGGCAGGGCUUUGAAGCAAAGCAGGAAAAGGUUAGUUUUAGAAUAAGGGACUAAACCAGUCCAAACGACAUGGCUUUGCUGUUUAUUGAAAACCACUAUCACAUUUUAUCCAGGAGAGAGCUACCUAAAAUGGAUAUAUUAUUUUAAUCAGGAUCUUUCUAACUGCAUCUUUUCCCAGGUUGCAAAAAUGCUGCCUCAAUACAGACCAAAUAAAUAAGUAUUCAAACAUUUUGGGAUACAUACUAGGCAAAUUAUUAUUAUGAUUUGUUUAUGGUAGGUCUGGCUGACUCACCUACAGCCAGUCAAAUACAUGACAGUUAAAUACAUUUCCUUCUGCCUGUUAGAAAAUCAUUAUUGUAUUCACUAAAUUGUUUUUGUCCAAAGCUAGUAGGAUUGUUAUGAUUUGUUUUGAGUAUUUUGAUAUGACAGAGUCAAUAUGGCUUUCCCAUCGUUCUCUGUAGUAAUUUAAACUGAAUUAAUUAGUAAUUUAAAAAAGAUUUUAGUCAUGUUUGUGACAUAAUGCAUUUACUGAACAUCUAUAUUACCUGAGGUGAUAUGAGUAUGAGUUAUUAUUAUUAUUUUUUUUAAAUUGGUUCGAUCCUUCAAUCUUUUCUGCAUUGUCACGUGACACAAACUUUAUAUGAGCAUUCCAGUUGUGUAUAUUACAUGUAUCAAACAUAUUGAAAAAGCAGUAACGUAUAUUAUUCCUUCAAUGAAGGUCUAUUUUAUUAUUUCAUAACAUUUUCAUUGAGUUAUUUAUUAUUUUUUAAGUAAAUUUACUAUGUUAUAAAUGGACUCAAAAUAAAAAGAAAAGCUGUUCUGGU